GCUGCCUUUUUUUUUAGGAAAAUUGUUCACACGUUGUAGGACCCCCCCCCCCACACACACACACAACAGUUCUCUCCUCUCAUCCUGCUCUCAGCUGAUUCUCGCCUCAUGUCCUCCAUAUGUCACUUCCUCCUUUUUCAUUUCUGACUUGAGUUUUCCUCCCAACCUGAACCACUGUGACUCAUCCAGCGAGCACCUGCUCCAGUCGUCGUCAUGAUGAAAUCGUCUGUUUUUUUCUCUCUCUCUCCAUGUUGUUGCACAAUAACGUGUGUUUUGUUUCAUUAAAACGGGCCCUUCAUCACACAGCUUCCUUGUCUCAUGUUUGUUUCCUUUGUUUCCUGUCCAACACACUUUAAAGACACCUGGACUUCUAAUCACAUUGCUGUCAGAGGGGGAAAUAAGUUACGUUCCAGUUUCCUGGCCUCCUGUUUGAUCAGAUGAAGGUCAAACUGAGCGGAAAGGCCCCGACCUCUCAAAGUGUAUUCCAAAGCCAGCACUUGUCCGUUCCAUCGGGGUGUCAUCUGUGUUUAUCCAGUCUUCUGUGUUCGCUCCUGCUGUCCUCUUUUUUCCCCUCUCUCCUCCCUCUCGUCUCCUCUCUCUCUCUCUCUCUGUCUCUCUCUCUCUCUCUCUCUCUCUCUCUCUCUCUCUGUCUCGUGUCUUUCCGAUCCGACUCAUUCCUGGACACAGACACACACAAGCACCCAGGGAGAAUGGACUAACAAAAAAAGAAAAUCCGGCUUCAUGAACCAGAAGAUUCUUUUCUUUCCUUCUUUCCAAAAUUUGGACUUUUUUGACAUCAAACAACCUAACUUUAAUCAUCUCUGUCCAUCUUCUUUUCUUCCACUUUCUCAUCUCUUCCACRUUAUUUAUUCAUCGUUUGGUCCUGUCACUGUAUCAUUCAAAAACAUGCCUCCAUCUGCUCUUGAUUUAGCAUUUGAGCUGUGUAAUUUCACCAUCAUUUUGACUAAGAAGACAUAAAAAAUGCUGAAGGGCUACAAAGUGUGAAGCUCACUGCAAAGUAGAAUAAUCUGAAGUGUGUGUGUGUCUGUUUGUGUUGUGUAAAGGAAGAGGGAUAUGCACACGGACAGUGAAAGAAAGCCACGUAAUUCAUCUUUGUGUUCAUCAUUUAAAACCCCAAAAAUAUUUCCACUCUUUUCCCGAAGGAGGUUUUAAAGCUGCUCCGCUUCAUUUGCAUGAAGAUAAAGGAAAGUGGGACUUAUGAGCAACCAUCAGCCUGAUAAAGGCGCUCUGGAUGUAGACGUUUCCUGUGGAAUUACCCUUUAAAUCCUGGAUUAGAUCUCGAGUGACAGAAAAAAAACCCCAACAAAAACCUAAAAAGAAUUAAGAAUAAAAAAAAAACAGUUUUAAAUUCUGGAUUUUUUGACACAUUUUAAUGGACUAAGGCUGAUUUCAGUAUUUCUCUUCUCAACUGAAUCUUAAUGGGAUUGGACUAUCGCGGAUUAAAGACUCAAGCAACAUCUUUAUCAAUUAGCUGCUGUAAUAUUCCUCAUUUCUCUCCAAAUUUAAUAUGUCAGUGUUGAGAGUUAAAUAGAGUGGCGGACAUCAGAAAAACAAGAUUCCCUGAGCACCUUUUCUAAGAAACACAAGUGAAGCUGCUCCUGUGGAGUGCGAUUWUCACGAAACCGAUGCUCUGUCCUCUGGACCGUUUGAGGAUUUUACCUAAGACUGCUUUCAGCCUCCCUCAGUCCGAGGCUAUGAGAGGGAGAGAGGAGUCCCUGGCCGCUCCACCAUGCUACUUCUGAGAAGCUGGGAUGAGACUUUGGCUGGCAGAACACAAGGUAUUACUGACCCCCACCUUCAUUAUGCCUGUCUGCGGAUGCUGCAGUUCCUCCCCGCCUCGAGGUCGUGCUGGGGCCUGCUUCUCCCCACUCGUGGUUGCCCAAGUUCAAGAACGAUGUCGAACUCCCCGCCGACCUUCUCCUCUAUCACCUCACCGCUGCACAAGCGCCUCCCUUUGCUUGCCUCUUUUCCUCCUGCUGCUCUGCCUUCUCCACCUGCCCCCGGCCUGCCACUCCAGGAGAGAAAAGGGCGGGGCAGGUGGCGGAUGGGGCAGCAACAACUUGGCCCUGCCCAACAAUUUAGAGGGCCUCAGCAUUGCCGUCGUCCUGGUGGGCAAUUCCAGCGAGGUGGCACUGGCGGGGGCCCGGGAGAAGGACUUCCUCCGCAUGGAGCCCAACGUGGAGGUGCUGACCAUGAAUGAGACYGACCCAAAGAGCAUCAUCAAGAGCAUCUGUGACCUGAUGACGGAGCACUGGCUGCAGGGCGUCGUGUUCGGAGACGACACCGACCAGGAGGCCAUCGCUCAGAUCCUGGACUUCAUUUCWGCCCAAACCCAUAUUCCCAUCCUCGGGGUUCGCGGGGGCUCUUCCAUGAUUAUGGCUGCCAAG
Molecule: messenger RNA, 2408 nt
Organism: Austrofundulus limnaeus
Lineage: Eukaryota; Metazoa; Chordata; Actinopteri; Cyprinodontiformes; Rivulidae
Product: glutamate receptor ionotropic, NMDA 2B
Source: RefSeq, a predicted model, not a curated record